This is a messenger RNA of Cucumis melo (muskmelon), 995 nucleotides long. RefSeq lists its product as uncharacterized. The record is from RefSeq and is a predicted model, not a curated record. NCBI's taxonomy places the organism in Eukaryota, Viridiplantae, Streptophyta, Magnoliopsida, Cucurbitales, Cucurbitaceae. The transcript has 4 exons. Bases 249 to 821 code for a protein of 190 amino acids.
GAGAAUUAUAGGAUUGGCCACGUUCGCCCUCCCAACACUUUUAUUUUCUUCUUGGCGCCUCGAGUUUCGAACUCAGUAAAAUUCGAGUCACGACUCACCCGAUUCCUGAUUUCGUCUCCAUUUCUCCCUCCUGAAAAUUUCUCGUAAAACCCUCCGUAUCGUAGGGCUCUGAUCAAUUUUCGUACGAAUCUGAACCUCUGAUUCCAGUUAGUUCUGUGAGAUCGUUGCUCGUUUUGAAGAAGGAAAGGAUGGGACAGGCAUUUCGUCGAGCAGCUGGAAGAAUCAAACCGGCUUCGAGUGUCGAUUCCACUACUGCCUCUUCGUUGAAAAUGGAAAGCAUCGUUGAUCGGAAGCCUCCUCCGCGUGUUGCCGAGAAGGCACGGGAGAGUGGCUCUCUUGAUUCCGGUGAUGUCACUGCAAGUGAUUCGGGAAACAGGCUUGAAGAACGAGAUCCCCAAUUUGAUGCCAUGCUUAGCCAAAUGGUGGGUCGAAUAAAAUCAAAGCCCGGAGGAAAACUUGAGAUGGGGGAGGCCUCUGUGGUGGAGAGAUACGGUAGACCAAUGCCAAAGCUAAGAGAUACAAAUAUAAAAUCGAGUAAAUACGAGGAUCGGCCAGCCCCACCAGGAACACUAAACGUAGCACAAAUGCGACAAAUAAUUCUCUUACACGAAGGUAAGGCUGAUGAUCAUGAUGGGCCAAUGGGACCUCACCAAAUUGCUGAAAGGUAUAAUGUUAGUGUUGCUCAAAUACAAACCAUUUUGCAGUUUCUGUCUCUGCCUCCAGAGGACAGUCUUAGAGACAAAAUCAAGGAUUCUAAAUGACAGGAAUGGAGCCAUGAAAACAACGGUAGGGGGGCGACUUUUGCUCCUAAGAAGAAAUAAUAAAGGUUCCAAAAAUUUUCUAAAUGGUUUUAUACGAGUUUUUUAAACUGUCGAUUUUGUAUACAAUAAGUUCUUGAAAUUUUAACUUUAUGUCCACUAGAGUUUUUGGCUUUA